AGCCUCCCUGGGAGGUUGCCACGGUGGCCGCCCAGGUGGGCGCGCCAUGGGGCGAAUCAGAAUGCAGUUAGGGCUCCUCCUGGGCUUGGCACCCCUGGUGGCCGCGCAACGGGAGGCGCCUGGGAUCUUCAAGCGCCUGGCUAUGGCCGGCGAGGAGAUCCUCGAACGAGCUGUCAGCGACUUUGACAAGUGCAGCUGCCGGUGCUGUCAAGCGACUGAGCGGAAAGACCAAGAAGUGGAACGCAGUUCCUACGGGUCGUUGCUGACGCACAAGUGCGUCCACCCGUACCCAGCCACUGAGAAGUGCCCCGCCGAGUGCACGGCCAGUCAUCGCCUCGAGGCUGCACAAACCGCUGCGAAGGGCGUCCUGGACUACGGUCGUUUCUGCUUCCAUGCUUGUACGCCGACGGUGAUGGUCAACGGUGGCACCUGCUCAACGCCCGAGGAGGCCGCAGCGCUCCGGGCCGCCGCGGCGGGGAACGCGGCGAGGAACGCGGCGGAGGCAUGGCAUCCGGCAGACAUGAAGAUCUCUGAGGAGCCGCAGCUGGCCGCUGCACCCGCGCCUGCGCCUGCACCUGUGAAGCCAGUGGAAGAGGAGAAGGAGGUGAAGAAGAUCACUUGGGACCUCCGAAACAUCCGCGCGCAGCGCGCCCGCGCCGAGCGCUACGCCGCGGACGCGCGAGCGGCCUAUGCGGCGGAGCAAGUGAAGUUGCACACGCACGAGAUCAAGAGCACCGUGAAGAUGCUGGAUCGCGUGAAGAAGAGUGUCAGCGAAGACACCAAAAGCUUUGAGCCCGAAGUGCUGAAGGCCAAGGCCAAUGCCAGCGCGGCCGGCGAUGCUGCGGUGGAGACCUACAAUGUCUUCAAAAAAGCCAAGGCGCAAUCUCGCAAGGUCCGGGCGGAGACCAGGGACCUCGCUCGGACGAUCAUCGCUGAAGCGGCGGCCGGUGCGGCGCAGGCGGAGGCUGAGAGCUUCGUGCGGCGGAUGCACCAGGCUGAGGUAGCCAACUUCCGUGCGCAGGUGGCGAAUCAGGCUAGUUUGCCCUAUGCCGGUGGCGUCACCACUGGCGUCCAGCAGGAGGCGGAGUACCGGAAGCUGGCGGAGGACUCCGACGUGACCGCGCGCGAAGCGGAGAUACAGAUGGAUGAUGCUGAGAAAGAAGCCAAGAGGCUGGAACAGUCUGACAGGGUGCUGGCUGGCAUGAGGAACCGGGAGGCAACUGCCUUGAGACACCAGGCCGAAGAUGCCCAGGCAGCAGCCUCCAGGUAUCGAAGCUUAGCCAAGAAGGCCCAUGCCGCAGCCCUGGGGUGGCAAGAAGCCUCUGCCAAGAACUCGGAACAUGUCGCCGACAUGUACGACCUCUCAGUGGCCGUGAUUCCAACCCCGCCUCCGUUGGUGGGCAUCCCGCGGCCACCGGCCUUCCGAUGAGACCGGAGGUCUUCAGAGGUUUGCACGGUGGUGCGUUGCUCCAAAAAGCGUGGCUGCGUGGGCGGGGGUGUGGCGGGGUGCGAGGCGGGGC
Durusdinium trenchii is the source of this 1520-nucleotide messenger RNA. Lineage: Eukaryota; Dinophyceae; Suessiales; Symbiodiniaceae. The record is from the annotation of a GenBank genome assembly.